ACUCAAUUCUGAGGUCGUCUUGUCAGGAAUCAGCUGUACUCAGUAGUUUUUGUUUCCUUUUUAGACUAGCGGAUAACUAAGAUGGGUCGAAUUUUCAUUGAGCAUAUGGGUGGUCAUAGGAUUAUUCACUGUCAGUAUUGUGAAACUCCACUAACAAAUAGAAGCGAGAUACUUAGCACUCGGUUUACAGGUGCUACUGGUCGCGCAUUCUUAUUUAACCGCGUUGUUAACAUAGUUCACAGCGAUAUUCAAGACCGUGUCAUGUUGACUGGACGUCACUUAGUAAGAGACGUCGUGUGCAUCAAGUGCAAUACUAAAUUGGGUUGGAUGUACGAACAUGCUAUGGAGGAGAGCCAGAGGUACAAAGAAGGCAAAGUGAUCUUAGAAAGGGCACUGAUAAUGGAAACGGAAGGUCUUGCUGACCCACUUGGAGAAGAGCAGUAAUCGUAUGACUGAGCUAAUUAUUGUGAUACAUUUUGUAUAUAAUUAUUAAUAUAUAUCGAAUAACUUCCAUCAUUUUCCUUAAGCCUGCAGACGUUUAUCUCGAUCGAACUUGUUUUCUUAUAUUUACCACUUGAUUCGUAAGUACAAUUUACAGUGACUAAUAUGCUUACGCCCAGUCUACUACUAUUUUACCCUAUUUGUUACCCUUUUUAUUUAGAACCAGGAAAUAAAGUAUCAAACGCCAUUUUACUUAACAGAUUUUUUUCUUUUCACAAUCAAGACCCCAUCUUCAUACCUGCAAAGCUUGCAAGUAUUUGUAUUAUGGACAUCGUAAAAUUAUAGUUCCUUGUAGUUGACAUCCCACCUCCACAUCCCUUAUUAAGAAGAGUAACAAAUUCUAUUUGAAUACGGCCUUUGGUAUUCUAUCACAGAUAUCGUUUCCAAUGACAAAUUCUUAGUCAGCUACAAUCUCGUACGUACAGACAACAGUUCCAGUUUUCAAAUUAUUCUGCUAGGAACUGGAUCUUGGAUUCGGACUGACAUUACCAACUCCUGUGUGCCUACUAGACACAAUUCAGUGUGAGUACAAAUACCGCUACCACAUAUGUGCACAUUACUCAUCAUCAAAAUACCUAUUAUUACUGUGAAUCCUCACAGAUUUUAUCUUCG
Messenger RNA from Schistosoma turkestanicum, 1113 nucleotides. The record is from the annotation of a GenBank genome assembly. NCBI's taxonomy places the organism in Eukaryota, Metazoa, Platyhelminthes, Trematoda, Strigeidida, Schistosomatidae.